Messenger RNA from Cryphonectria parasitica EP155, 1455 nucleotides. Its product is annotated as general substrate transporter. Bases 1 to 1455 code for a protein of 484 amino acids. The record is from RefSeq and is a predicted model, not a curated record. Gene Ontology annotation, cellular component: membrane. Gene Ontology annotation, molecular function: carbohydrate:proton symporter activity. The transcript has 6 exons. Lineage: Eukaryota; Fungi; Ascomycota; Sordariomycetes; Diaporthales; Cryphonectriaceae. Gene Ontology annotation, biological process: carbohydrate transport; transmembrane transport.
AUGAUUCAGACCAAUUGGUUCGGCAGCGGCUUCAAGCUGCGAGUCGCCAUCACAGUCGCCUGUCAAAUGGCAUUCGUACUUUUCGGCUACGAUCAAGGUGUAUUCUCUGGCAUUGUUGGGAAUGAGGACUGGCUCGAGACCUUUGGGUACCCAGGCAGCGCCCUCGAAGGCAUCAUCGUCUCCAUCUACAACCUGGGCGCCUUCUCGGGCUGCAUCCUGGCCUUCAUCAUCUGCGAGAAGACUGGGAGACGGCUUGCCAUGUGGAUAGCAAUGUCCUUCAUUAUAGUCGGAGCUGCCCUUCAAGCCUCAGCGUUUACCAUCCCACAUAUGAUGAUAGCGCGAUACAUCACUGGCAUCGGCACCGGGAUCGAGACCAGUACGGUGCCAAUGUACCAGUCCGAGCUGUGCGAGGCAUCUAAAAGAGGCCGCCUGGUCUCUUCUGAGCCGUUGUUUGUGGGUGUCGGGAUCGAAAUUGCGUAUUGGUUCGACUACGGCAUGAGCUUUGUGUUGAGCCCCGCCUCUGUCGCCUGGAGGCUACCGAUCGCAUGUCAGAUGAUAUUUGCAUUUGUCGUCAUCAUUCUGGUAUUUGGCCUACCUGAAUCCCCACGCUAUCUUUAUGCCAUGGGAAGACACGACGAGGCCCUGGCCGUCCUUUGCAAGGUGUACGAGAAGCCCCCCGACGACCCCAAGAUCGUCAAAGAACGACAAGAGAUUUUGGAGGUUCUUAACAUGGAAAAGGGUCAAGGCGAGUAUCGAUGGUCGCAGCUCUUCAAGCGCGACGAGGUGCAGACUGGACGAAGGGUCCUGCUCGCCUACGGCAUGCAAUUUAUGAACCAGAUGGGCGGCAUCAACCUGGUCGUCUACUACAUCACCUCAGUAUUGCAGUACAACGUCGGCCUCUCGAGAAACCUGUCUCUCCUCCUGGGCGGCGUGAUCAAUGCCAUGUUCUUCAUAGGGUCUCUGUUCCCGACCUUUUUUCUGGAUCGAUAUGGUCGACGAAAACCAAUGAUGUGGGGCUCAUUUGGCUUGGGUGUUUGCAUGAUGAUGAUUGCUAUCCUGCUCAGCUUCCAGGACCAGGGAGGGCAGAUAGCCAAGAACACGUCUUCGGCCAGCGUUGCUUUCUUCUUCCUCUACAUGCUCAUCUUCGGCGGAACCGCAAACUGCAUCCCCUGGGUAUACGUGCCCGAGAUUCUUCCUCUCCACGUGCGCGCCAAGGGCACCGCUGUCGGCAUCUCCAGCAACUGGCUUUGGAACUUCUUCGUCGUCAUGGUCACCCCGACACUCCUGACCAACCUGAAGUGGAAGGGCUACCUCAUCUUCAUGUGCCUCAACUUCACGUUCGUGCCCCUCGUGUACUUUUGCUACCCGGAGACUAGCAAUCUCACGCUGGAGGAGAUCGACUGGUUGUUCCUGGAGAAGCAUGCCGUCAAGACUAUGGGGAUGUGGUUGAGAUGA